CACCCUUCGCUUCAAGGACUCGUAUGACAGUAUUUUUCAGUUCUCUGUGUUUUCAGUCUGUAAAAAAAUCAAUCAUUAAAAUUAAGCCUUACAAUAUACAGGAACGUCAGUGCAUGAAAAUGUCUUUUAGCAAUAAGAAGUUGGAAGAGGAUGCGAGUGGCAGUCACAAAAGGAGCAAAAAGAAGCAAAAGAAGGACGAUGCCUGGAGACCAGAAGGACCCAGGGACCCAUUUGCCGUGCUGGACUCUCUUCCUGAGAAGAAGCAGCAGGAGAUCCAGAGAGCCCUCCACCUCUUCUCCUUGGGCCCAAAUCUGCCAAAGACCCUGCAGCAGGCCAAAAAACACACAUACCAGUUCUGGGACACACAGCCUGUCCCCAAACUGGGUGACAGUAUUGUGACUCACGGUCCAAUAGUAGAGGGUGAAACCAGUGUGCGAAAGGAGCCCUACUCUCUGCCUCAAGGUUUCUCCUGGGACACUCUGGACCUGAGCAGCCCUAUGGUGAUGAGAGAGCUAUGCACUCUACUAAAUGAGAACUACAUGGAAGAGGAUGACAACACCAUCAGAUUUGACUUUUCUCUGGAGUAUCUGCAAUGGGCUUUACAACCUCCUAACUGGCUGGCCCAGUGGCACUGUGGUGUGCGAGUAGACACCAAUAACAAGCUCGUCGGCUUCAUUGCUGCUGUUCCUGCAGAUGUUCGCGUAUAUGAGACUGUGUUCUGCAGGGAGAAGCGGAUGGUUCAGGUUAAAUUCCUGUGUGUUCACAAGAAGCUGCGCCUCAAGCGGAUGACUCCAGUUCUGAUCCGAGAGCUCACCAGACGGGUCAACCAACAGGGCCUCUACCAGGCUGUCUACACAGCUGGCAUAGUGCUGCCCACGCCACUAAGCUCCUGCAGGUACUGGCACCGUCCUCUGAAUACCCGAAAGCUGACAGAGGUGGGCUUCCCAGGGCUGAGACAGAACAUGAUGAACCUGCAGAGAGCUCUGAAAUUCAACCGUCUGCCUGAGGUGACAAAGACAUCAGGUCUGCGCCCUAUGACUAAAGAAGACACCGUGGGGAUACAGUCUCUACUCCAGGCGAACCUCCGCAGGUUUCACCUCAGCCCCAUCUUGUCUUUGCAGGAUGUUGAGCACUGGCUGUUGCCGAGGGAGAAUGUGAUUGACAGCUAUGUUGUGGAGAGUGAUGAUGGGACUCUGACAGGCGUGGUGAGUUUCUACAGCGUCUCCUCCAGGGUGCUGAAUCACCCGGUCCACACUGGCCUGAGAGCGGCUCAUCUCCUUUACAUUGCCUCUACUGCCACUGACCCAGUCAACCUCAUGGAGGACAUGUUGGUCCUGGCUAAAUCUAAAGGUUUUGACAUCUUCUCUGCUCUCGACGUGAUGGAUAACAAGAGUUUCCUGGAGAAGCUCAAGUUCAGCAUCAGUGACACGAGCCUUCAUUAUUACCUGUACAACUGGAUGUGUCCUGAUGUGAGCCCAGACAAGGUGGGCUUGGUGAUACCCAACUAACCUGCCAGUGAAAGAAGACAUAGCGGUGAAGAUGAAAGGACUGGAGUGAUUGGCAGGACAUCAAACUGCAUCACCAGCACCAAUUUGGGUUUAAAAUAUAAACUGACAAACUGUUAAACACACACAGAGACACACACAUAGGCUACACACUCACAAAUCAAUGAAAGAAAUAAAGAUAAAUCUUCCAUUUGUAAAUAUA
This is a messenger RNA of Micropterus salmoides (largemouth bass), 1707 nucleotides long. Its product is annotated as glycylpeptide N-tetradecanoyltransferase 1-like. The record is from RefSeq and is a predicted model, not a curated record. Gene Ontology annotation, biological process: N-terminal peptidyl-glycine N-myristoylation. The transcript has 11 exons. Gene Ontology annotation, molecular function: glycylpeptide N-tetradecanoyltransferase activity. NCBI's taxonomy places the organism in Eukaryota, Metazoa, Chordata, Actinopteri, Centrarchiformes, Centrarchidae. Gene Ontology annotation, cellular component: cytoplasm. Bases 24 to 1508 code for a protein of 494 amino acids.